GUAGAGAUAGAGAUAGUGAAGAGAAGAAGAGACAUAUUAAAUAUGUCAACUAUUUAUGUAGAGGAGAAUGUGGUUACAUUCUCAUGUUUAGCAGCGGCUUAUGGUGUGAUCACUGUAGUGUCACUGAUACAACUUAUAAGAAUACAUGCUAUUGGAUUCCCUUGGCGAAGGAUUACUACACAAAAGACAUUCCUAAUGUUAUUGGUACUCACUGGUAUAUUUCGUGUAAUAUUCUUUAUAUCUAUUAGUAUUGCAGGCAAACAGACAGAGUUUGAUAUGGGACGAUUCAACAUACUUUAUCUUACCAUACUCGACGACUUUGGUUGCAUGCUAUUCUUUACAACAUUCUGUUUAUUAAUCUUAUUCUGGAUUGAGAUUGUAUAUCACUCAAAGAAUAAGACAAGAGUUUAUAGAGCAAGAGUUAGACCAAUAUUUUACAGCGCGACUUCAUUGAUAUAUAUGGCUCAGGUGGCGAUAUGGAUACUUAUAAUAGCAUUGCCAGACGACAAACAGGCAAGACUGAUGAAUCAGAUUGACAAUGUCUUCUACUCGACCAUCUCGCUGUGCGAAGGCUUUGGCUUCUUCUAUUACGGCGUGAUGCUAUCGCUCAAACUCAAACGCAAUCCCAUCAACUCCAAGGGAAAGAAGAAGAAGUUGAUCGAGGUGAUCCUGUUCACGGUUCUCUGCACGAUCGCCUUCCUCACACGAUCUCAACUGUUCCUGGUGGCCACGUUCAAGACUGGCACGUACAAUGUCAACAGUCUAUUCAUUGCACUCUACUAUUUUGUCUGCGAGAUACUGCCAUCGACAUUCGUCAUUGUUCUCUUUAGAAAGAUGCCGCCCAGGCCAUCACUCACGCCAACAUAUCGUUUCAACGUGGAGCAAGCAUCACCUCAUUCAUCAGUUGGCUCUGGCACCUACAGCAAUGUCAACAACCAAAUUAACGAAGACAAGCAACCAUUACUCAAUCACUCACUUCAGAAUGAUGAU
This is a messenger RNA of Acytostelium subglobosum LB1, 990 nucleotides long. RefSeq lists its product as hypothetical. Lineage: Eukaryota; Evosea; Eumycetozoa; Acytosteliales; Acytosteliaceae. The record is from RefSeq and is a predicted model, not a curated record. The transcript is spliced from 3 exons. The annotation marks the transcript as partial.